Ceratitis capitata (Mediterranean fruit fly) is the source of this 1132-nucleotide messenger RNA. Its product is annotated as techylectin-5A. The record is from RefSeq and is a predicted model, not a curated record. NCBI's taxonomy places the organism in Eukaryota, Metazoa, Arthropoda, Insecta, Diptera, Tephritidae.
CUCACAGUUUCAGUUCAAUACUCGAAGAUGGCAUAUCUUGCCGUAAUAACGUUGCUCACUUUGUCUGCGCUGUGUUUGCAUAUCGCGACUUGUCUGCCUCAAAAUCAAUUGAGUAGUAGCGGGAAUGUUUCACCAUUUAUCACCUACCUCUGCGAUGAUGAUUUAUUAAAAACCACCUCAAACAAAAUGGAUCUUUUGAAUCUCAAAUUCGAAAACCACAAUUUACGUCUGCAGAGUGACUUUAACGCUAUGAAGCAGCUUCUGCGGGAAAUAAAGACGAAUCUUGAGUUAAUGGAAUUGAAAGCUAAAAAUGUGUGCACCGAACAGUGCAAGUCAAAUGAAGUAAUACCACCACCACCGCCACUACUCAAAGCAGCAUCAACCUGCGCUGAAGCGAUGCUUAAACCAAAUGGUGAAUAUGCCCCGAGUGGUGUGUAUGAACUCUACUUACCAGAAUAUCUACCACAACCAUUCCCCGUGUACUGCCUGCAAGACACCGAUGGCGGUGGUCCUUGGACCAUAAUACAACGUCGACAGAAUAAUGACACAGAUUUCUAUCGUGGCUGGUAUGAGUACGUAAAUGGCUUUGGCGAUUUGGAGAGCAAUUUCUGGUUAGGUCUAGAUAAAAUAUAUGCGCUGACACAGUCUCAUAUGUACAAUUUAUGGUUCCAAUUGGAAAAUUUUCAAAAUGAGAAACGUUAUGCGAAAUAUGAAAGUUUUGCCAUCGAUGGUGCUAGCGGAAAGUAUGCGCUGAGUGUGUUGGGCGAAUUUUCAGGCACAGCCGGUGAUUCAUUCACACCGCAUCGGGGUGAAAAAUUCACCACCAAGGAUUCUGAUAACGACCAAUGGGGUGAAAACUGUGCUAAACAGUAUACCGGCGCUUGGUGGUAUCAAAAAUGUCACGCAAGCAAUUUGAACGGCUUAUAUUAUGGUGGUGAAUUUCCAAAAGACCAAUAUGCAAAGGGUGUUGUGUGGCACUCGUGGCUGGGACAUUAUUACUCAUUAAAAUAUGUACAUAUGGCAAUGAGACCACGGAAAUUGCUAUAAAAGGACAUGCGAGUGAAAAGGAAUAUAAUUACAAUUUUUAAAUUUGAUAUUGGCCUGUAAUAUAUGAAUCCAUGACAUAUACUAA